This is a messenger RNA of Sphaeramia orbicularis (orbiculate cardinalfish), 3913 nucleotides long. RefSeq names its product kinesin-like protein KIF2A. The transcript has 17 exons. Gene Ontology annotation, molecular function: ATP binding; microtubule binding; microtubule motor activity. The record is from RefSeq and is a predicted model, not a curated record. Gene Ontology annotation, cellular component: microtubule. The coding region runs from base 1158 to 2966 and encodes 602 amino acids. Gene Ontology annotation, biological process: microtubule-based movement; microtubule depolymerization. Lineage: Eukaryota; Metazoa; Chordata; Actinopteri; Kurtiformes; Apogonidae.
CCCUGCCCCAUGUGCUUUGUCAUGAUUCAAAUAGAACUCUGAUAUUAUCUGAAAAUCCACUAGUCUCUAGGUGUUAGUAUGCCCAAAAUGUCUGCUGGAUACUACUUAGAGCUGUGGUGUGGUGGUGAUGUAGAAUAAACUCAAUCCAUCAAGCGGACAGGCUUUCUGGGUAUUAGGAGAGUUUAAAAAAAAGUUUGUGCUACUGUUUGACUUUGCUGUCUUUUCCCCGUCUGGAUUCUGCUGAGUCACACACAUGGAAAAGCCUUUGACUUUGAGCAUUACUCCUCUUGGCUCAGACCACAACAAUAACCUUUUUCUUCACUCCACUGUAUUUGGUGUUAUUUGAUGAGCUCAGAGGAGAAGGAUGGGAACGAUCUGUUUCCCCUCCUUACCCUCGGCUCCCCACAGGCAUCCUGUAAGACUGUGGUACCCACAAGUAGUGACCAUGCCACAUCCCUAAUAUCCUCCUUGUCCUGGUGCUGACCCAGCUCAUCUUCUCCUCCCAGAUUAAAGCAGAUUAAUAAUCCCCCUGCUCUCAUAGUCUGGGUUCUCAGGAACUGGUGCCAGCAGGACACUGGGCCUGUGUUAUAGGGGUUUUGAAAGGCUUUGCAGUGGGAUGCUGGGGCUGUAGCUGUGGGCCAGACCUAAUCACAAAGCAGUUUAUAAACUGCAAAGAAUCAGAAGUUGCUAUUACUUACAUAUUUGCUAACUUGUGUUAUUUGGGUAUGGUUACUAAUCAUUUUUUGUGGUAACAUUCACCUGAAACAACACUAAUUUUUGGGUUUGCUGUGCAGAGAGAUUUGUAAUGACCUUGUAUUUGAUCACUGAAUGGUUGUCUAAUCACCUGAAACCUUUUCUUUUUUAUUUAGUUUUAUGUAGCAGAUAUCUUACAUUCUGAGCAGUGGGUCACUAAGUCUAGUUAGGCUUUAGGAUGUAGAUAGAGGCAUAAAUGGGAAGAGCUGGUUUUGAACACAUUGUAAAGACCCUUUGUUGGUUAUGUAGUGAGAGGAGCUAGUGUUAUACUGGAGGCACUGAGUGCCAGCCACUGCUAAUUUGUAUUUGCUAAAUCAGUGUUCUGCUUUGUUGGAAACAGCCCAAGGUAGAGUUCUGUUUAAAAGAAGACCAAGUCAGUGAGGGAAACUUACUGCUCAAGGCUGAUGAGACAGAAGAAACAGAGAGCAAGGAGAAAGUCAAACUGCGUGAAGGAGGUGGAAAAACUGCAGGAAAAGAGAGAGAGACGUCGACUUCAACAGCAAGAGCUCAGGGAGAAGAGAGCUCAGGAAGUGGAUACCACCAUCCCUAACUAUGAGAUUAUGUACAUGAUCAGAGAUUUCCGAGCCAGCUUAGAUUACCGGCCCUUGACAACAGCAGAUCUGAUUGAAGAGCACAGAAUAUGUGUUUGUGUGAGGAAACGUCCCCUAAACAAGAAAGAGCUGGCCAUGAAAGAUUUGGAUGUUAUUACCAUUCCCAGUAAAGAUGUGGUAAUGGUUCAUGAACCCAAACAGAAAGUAGACCUGACCCGCUACCUGGAGAACCAGACCUUCCGCUUUGACUACGCCUUUGACGAUAGCACUACCAAUGAGAUGGUUUACAGGUUCACUGCCAGACCUCUAGUGGAGACUAUUUUUGAGAGGGGUAUGGCCACCUGCUUUGCCUACGGUCAGACAGGCAGUGGAAAAACACAUACUAUGGGUGGAGAUUUUUCUGGGAAGAACCAAGACUGCUCAAAAGGAAUUUAUGCCCUUGCUGCUCGGGAUGUAUUUCUCAUGUUGAAGAAGCCCAAUUACAAGAAGUUAGAUCUCCAGGUGUAUGCCACUUUCUUUGAAAUCUACAGUGGAAAGGUAUUUGACCUGCUGAAUCGUAAAGCUAAGCUGAGGGUGCUGGAAGACGGGAAGCAGCAAGUGCAAGUUGUUGGGCUUCAAGAAAAGGAGGUCAAGUGCACAGAGGAUGUUUUGAAACUCAUAGAAGUGGGCAACAGUUGCAGAACGUCAGGGCAGACAUCAGCCAACGCCCACUCAUCUCGCAGCCACGCAGUAUUCCAGAUCAUCCUCCGGAGGAAGGGGAAGAUGCACGGCAAGUUCUCCCUUAUCGACCUUGCAGGGAAUGAGAGAGGCGCAGAUACAUCAAGUGCAGACCGACAGACCCGUCUGGAGGGGGCAGAGAUCAACAAAAGCCUGCUGGCCCUGAAGGAGUGCAUCAGGGCUCUCGGCCGUAACAAACCUCAUACUCCAUUCAGAGCCAGCAAGCUGACCCAGGUCCUACGAGACUCCUUCAUUGGAGAAAAUUCACGCACAUGCAUGAUUGCAACAAUCUCUCCUGGUAUGACAUCCUGUGAGAACACACUGAACACGCUACGCUACGCCAACAGAGUGAAGGAGUUUGGGAUUAGUCCGUCGGACAUUCCCUUCUCCCAGGGCGGCCAAGGGAGUCGCCCUGACCACUCGCCCACCAAUACCUUUGAGUAUGAUGACUUUGCUGCUACCUCUCCCAGCAGGGUAAAGGAACUGACAGUGGACCCCAACCAGGUCAUGGAGGGGGGUCGACCCAAUAUCCACGCUGUCAACCAGCUAGAUCUUUUGGAUGAGGAAUGGCUGAGCAUCUCGCCACAGAGAGAUGACCUCAAGCUGCUCUGUGAGCAGAAUGAGGAGGAAGUGUCACCCCAACUUUUCACCUUCCACGAGGCAGUGUCUCAGUUAGUGGAGAUGGAGGAGCAGGUCCUGGAGGACCACCGUGCUGUUUUCCAGGAAUCAAUCCGGUGGCUGGAGGAUGAAAAGGUGCUGUUGGAGAUGACGGAGGAGGUGGAUUAUGAUGUGGAGUCAUAUGCCACUCAGCUAGAGCAGAUCCUCGACCAGAAGAUAGACAUCCUCACCGAGCUCCGAGACAAGGUGAAGUCAUUCCGCUCUGCACUCCAGGAGGAGGAGCAAGCCAGUAAGCAGAUCAACCCCAAGAGGCCACGUGCCCUUUAGAGACUAAGGCUGAAGAGGUUUAAGUGGCACAUAACAAAACAUAACCACUAGAGGUUUGGCACAACUUGGGCUGCUUAAAGCAGCUGUGAAAACGUAAAAAAGACUGUCUGAUGUACCAACAGGCUCAAGGAAUUGCAUUUCUUAUAUCCCAUUCCUAACAAAACUGGCUGUUUACUCACUAUGUUCCUGUCAGAAACAUGGGAAGGAUAAAUAGUUGUUUUUCCUUCCUUUUAAGUAGGGUUUUUCAUGAAGAAUGUUUAGUUUCCCUUUUAAUUCUUAAAUUAUUUUCUUUUCUACUUGUUUGUACUUUCUUUGAAAAGAACAUUUUUGACCUGGUUUGUUCAGAGAUCUCCAACAUGUUUUAAUGGUUUCCGGCACAAAACCAGUGUUUAAUUUCUGGUUGCUCUGGCUGACAUGUCUGCAUGUGCACUUGGAUAGUGUAUGUACGCUUCUGUCCUCAGUUUUCAUGCUUUGGGUCUUCAGUUGGCACUGUAUAGUCACCCUGUCGUAUGUUGGCUCAUGGCAGCCAAUCAUUCAUAGUGAUGUUGGUUUAGGAUCCUUUGAUGCCAGCUCUCUCAUUAUACCUGGUCUCCCUUUUCCUUCCUUCUCAGAAGUUUUAGCCGUUUGGAAGAAGCCUUUAGCCACAUCGAGCUGCUUUUUUGUGUUGGUUUCAUUCGUUGUGUCCCCAAGUUUUUACUUGUAGUUUAUUUCAGUUUGUGCCAUGUCGUUCUAGGUGGCAACUGACAUAACUCUUACUUCAUGUAAAUCAUGUUUUCCAACCCUCUUUAACACUUUGUUAUAAAAAAAAAAAAAAAAAACAACUAGAAAAACAGCUAUUAAUAAAUGUAUAGUGAAGAUCACUGACCUACCACUGGUUAUGUUGCUCAGUGUUUGCACCGGAUGUAAUGCUGGAUGAAGUAAUAAAGAUUCAUGUGUUUCAUUUCUGA